AUGAUGUCCCUUCCACUGGUGCAAAUAAAAAACUUUUUUCAACUUUCAAAGGCCAACGGUUUUCCUCAGAAUGCAUUCCAGUCACGACUAGCUGUUCCUAGCCAUCCGUUAGCCCUACAAGGCGCCUACAACGGACUGCCCUGUCCGCCAACCGUUCUUCCCACCUUCCUACACCACGGCAGCUUCCUCAUUGAAUCUCCACGAAGUUCCUCCGCCAAUCGGCAACUGAUAGCCGCCGCCGCUGCCGCCACCGCGGCCGCAGCGGCUGCAGCUGCUGCAAACUCUGUACGAGCCAACGGAGGGGACCCCCGCCUUGUCAUGGGUUCCUCGGGCAUACUGGCCUCUCAUCCUUCCUUGCAUUCUCAACAUUCACAACAUCAGCAGCAGCAGCAACCGAUUCCCCCAACACCACCGCCACCACCGCCGCCGCCGUCGGCGCCACAUCAGCAUCCACAGAGUCACAUAAAUCCCACCGUCUUUCCUGUCAUGGACGGUCGAUUUCGGUGAGUUCUGCCUGGGCAUGAAGUCCAUGUUUUGUCAAUCUGAUGGCCACAAAUCUCUUAUAUGCGGAGCUGAAAAAAGUAUAGAGCCUGUUGAGCAUUUUUGCUGAUCAGCUAGUAACCGGUGACUUCAUAUGUUCCGCAAAUAUUCCCAUGUUACACUUGAAAAGUCAAGUUGGCGAACACGUGUGUUCGGUACUCCUUCGUCAGGCCAAUACAAUUACAGGAAGGAAUGAAAAUGUACAAAAUCAACAGUGUUUAUAGAUGCAUCAAGGGCUAUUAAGGCGCUACCACUCAUCACCCCACGCCGCCCACAUGACAAGGUCGGCGGGUGUUGGUCCUCAGAGAUAGGAGAGGGGGUUAAGAGAGUUAUUGAAUGACGUUCUUGGAUUGAAUACACGGGGUACCCAUCACUGUAACUAAGGAUUUGAGGCGGCAUGGCGUCAUCACUUGGGGUUGACGUUGGCCACGGCAGAGAGAGCGCUUGUGUCAGGGUUUUCUGACAGCAUAACACCGGAUUCGCUAACCGUAUAGCUACUGCCUCUGCCGUUGCUAGAGUGAGAUGCAUCUGCUCACCUGAAGCUAUUGAAGAUGAACUCAAACAGCCGCGGAACACCCUUCGGAGGAUGGAUACCCAGAUAGAUUUAUUCUCCGAAGUAUUGGGGAACGCUGCGCAUAGUCCACUGUUGAGACUACGGAAAAGAAAGAGGUAUUCAUAAGAUAAGCUUUUAUAGGAGACGCAGAGAGCGAACUAGUCAGACGGCGCUUAACUACAGCUAUCAGAAGGGCAUUCCCGCGGCGAAUUUACGCGUUUGCUUCACAAUUCUACCUCCUACGUUUGGGAGGUAAAGACACACUACCGUUCGAGGCCACAUCAGUGUGCAUUUAUUCAUUAACUUGCUCCUUUGAAGCAGGAUACAUCGGCUGCACAACGAGACGCCUGGUGAAGAGGGUGCUUGAGCAUAUGCCAGCCUGGCUAGACAAAGGUGAGGCCCGGUCGAUUUCGAGUUCUAUUCUUGCACAUUUAGUCGAUUCGAAUCACCGAGUCGAUGCCAAGGAAGCAUUUUAGGUUGUCUGCCGGGCACCAGCAUGCUUGUCUAAAGGCCUACACCAACGGAUACUGGCAAU
Spirometra erinaceieuropaei is the source of this 1628-nucleotide messenger RNA. The record is from the annotation of a GenBank genome assembly. NCBI's taxonomy places the organism in Eukaryota, Metazoa, Platyhelminthes, Cestoda, Diphyllobothriidea, Diphyllobothriidae.